GCGCCCAAGGAAGCCGGAAGCGGCUGCUGUUCACAGGACCGACUCCCGGCAGAGAGGCGGCGGUCUGCGCCCUGGGGUUUGUGAACCCCGCGAUGGACCCGGACGGGACAGUCGCGCGGCAGAGGUCAUCGCUGCUGCUGCCGCGGCUGCUACUGGUGGCGUUGCUGUGGUCGGGGCUGGCUCUAGGCACCUUCUCCUUGGGCAGCAGUCCGCACCAGGUUCUCCACGACCUCUUGUCGGAGCGGCAGUUGCUGGAGGUGGAGGACUUGUCCCUUGCUCUGUUGCAGGGCGGAAGGUUGGGACCACUGUCACUACCCCCAGACUUGCCGGAUCUGGAUCCCGAGUGCCGAGAGCUGCUGCUGGACUUCGCACACAGCAGCUCAGAGCUGACUGGGUGCCUAGUGCGCAGCGCCCGGCCGGUGCGCCUCUGUCAGACCUGCUACCUCCUCUUCCAACAGGUCGCCAACAAGAUGGACAACAUAACCCGAGCCGUGGGGAAUUCUUCAGAGAGUCAUGGUUGUGCCAGAAGCCUCUUAAUGGCAGAUAGAAUGCAAAUAGUUGUGAUUCUCUCUGAGUUUUUCAAUUCCACUUGGCAGAAGGCAAAUUGUGCAAAUUGUUUAACGAACAAAAGUGAAGAAUUAUCAAAUAGCACGGUGUACUUCCUCAAUCUAUUUAAUGACACCUUGACCUGCUUUGAGAAUAACCUUCAGGGGAGCACACACAGUGUUCUACAGUUAAGAAAUUAUUCAGAAGUGUGUGAAAAAUGUCGUGAAAAGUACAAAACUCUGAGUAGUCUGUACAGUGAAAUGCAGAAAAUGAAUGAACUUGAAAAUAAGGCCGAAUCUGGAACACAUUUAUGUAUUGACGUGGAAGAUGCAAUGAAUAUUACCCGAAAACUUUGGAGUCGAACUUUCAACUGUUCAGUCCCUUGUAGUGACACAGUGCCUGUAAUUGCUGUUUCGGUGUUCAUUCUCUUUCUACCUGUUGUCUUCUACCUUAGUAGCUUUCUUCACUCAGAGCAAAAGAAACGCAAACUCAUUCUACCCAAACGUCUCAAGUCCAGUACCAGCUUUGCAAACAUUCAAGAAAAUUCAAACUGACAUCUGCAGAAUGGAGACUUAACAUUGUAUUCCAUGGAUGAAUGGUGGAAGACACAGCUUGGUCCAAAAGAAGAUAAAUCAUGAUUUGACAAGUCAACUUCUUAAGAACAGCAAGGACUUCAGAUUUAUUUUUAAAUAAGAAUUCUCAAUUUUUCUUUCCUUUUCCAGCCCCUUUUAAAGGGUUUAGGUAUUUUUAAUUUCCAGGCAUAGCAAUGUGUAUUUUAAAGUGUAUUUGUUGUAAUAACAAAAGAUGCAAGAACAAUCUUUGUUUUAUUUUGUAGUGACAUUGUUACUCUUUGAGACUCGUGAUAUCUCUUUAGUGAUACAGAAACAAGCAGCAAAGUUUUUGAAAACUGACAUUUAAAAAUUAAUCAGUUAUAGCAGAAUUUGAAAAAAAAUUUACUUGCCAAAAAGUAACAGGUCCAAAGAGUAAUUUAAGUUUCUCACCACUGCAGUAUUAUUGUCACAUAGGUUUUAAUAUGUCAUAUGUUACAAAUAAUAUGUAAUUCAGUCUCUAGCUUCCUCAAAGUCAUUUUUUGAAACCACUAAUUAUAAACCUCCCAAAUGAUUUUUAGAAGUGGGAAGGCACAUUACAUUUAUCCUUGUAAAAAGAUUUAUGGUACCUGGUUUCUUACUUGACUUUUAUAAAUAGUAUUUUACACCUUUUUUUGCCUUUAUUUCAUGAGUAAUUUGAAAUCACUGGACUGCUUUAUUAUAAUCAGGGCAAGAUGGAUUCUUUUUAUACUGGGGAUUUGCAUUGUGAAUUAAUUAAGUUAUUUGGCAAUUUAUAAUUUAUUACUACUUUAAAUCAAAUGUAGCAUUGUCACACUGUAUUUAAAUUGUGAUUUUUUUUUAAUAGAGAUUUUUCUCUUGGAAUACUUGGGGAGUUUAGGAGGGAAGAAAAAGGAGGAGUAAAAAAAGCUUAAGGUUCAGAAAAUAGACAGGGACCUGAGGGGAUGCUUACUCUAAGACUAUGGAGUGGUUUAUAUGGGGACAUGAAUCAGAUUGAGACUGAUACAGAAAGCAGUUCAGUUAAGAUGAUGCUUAUUUUUUUCUAAAUUCUUUAAAUCAGAUAAAAGUGAUAUAUGAUUGAAAUGAAGUCAGAUAUCUCACGCUCAGAAAACAAAUUCUAUUUUGGAAUAUUUGUAUCAACCCUUCAAAAAAAGUUUCUUUUCAGAAUUGUUCACAUUUUUCCCCCUCAGGUUUUUAGUGUUAGGUGUUUCAUUUGCUAAUUCCAUCUCUCUGUCUUGGUGGAAAUAGGCAUUGUUUUAAAUAUUGAAAAUAUAAAGCCUGUUCUAUAUAGAAACAAGAGUUCGGCUUAAUUGGUAUAAGAAUCUGAAUCCCGGAGUGUCUGUUGUGUCACAUCUGGAUUGGUGGCAUGUGUGCAGAGCCAGGACACAGGUUCAGUCCCUGGCCUGGCACAGUAGGUUUAAGGAUCUGGGAUUGCCACAGCUUCAGCAUGGAUCAAAGUUUUGUGGCUGGGAUCUGGCUCAGGAUCCCAGACUCAGGAACUCCAUAUGCCACAGAAUGGCCAAAAAAGAAAAAAAAAUCUAAAUCCAAAUCAUACACUGUAAAAUGCUAUCAAAGAGGGACAAGAAAGUGUUUUUUAUUGCUUUAAAAAAUGUUUACCAUAUAUGCAGUUUAAAAGAGAAGGCUCAUCCUUGGAUAUGUAACAUAUCCAAAAGCUGUUACAGUUUUCUAAUCUGCUGUGAUCCAUUUAAAAUGUGCUGGGGUUUGUUCUGCUGUUACUACUGUUCACGCUGCUGAUGCUAAUAGUUCUAUCUUGAUUUGAAGCAUAUUGUUGAGGGCCAUUGAAAACAGUCUUUCAUUAAUGCAGAUAAAAUCAGUUUACACAUGCAAAGUUAUAAAAUGGCAUAUGUGAUUCUGUAAGUAGUGACUCUUUGAUCACCUUUUUAAUAUUAUGUAUUUCUAAAAACCAUUGCUUUUGGAUAUGGUUGACAUUAAGCACUUUACAAAAGAAAGGUAGCCUUUACUAUUUUUCUGGUUGAGUCAUUGCUUUCUAGAAGUAGCAUCAGCAAUAGAUUUAAAAAAUAAGUAUUAAGCACUAAAGUGUGUAAAUGUUUCAUUUUUUAAAGUCAUAUUGAAAAAUUCUUUGCAUAGUUCCAGAUUCUUCAACUCAUAGCAUAUGUGUGUGCACAAGAACAUCUUUAGUUUUUUGACAUUUUGAAAUAAAGGAAGUAGCUUAAGGAAAA
Phacochoerus africanus (Common warthog) is the source of this 3313-nucleotide messenger RNA. It is a transcript of the gene OSTM1, whose product is annotated as osteoclastogenesis associated transmembrane protein 1. The record is from RefSeq and is a predicted model, not a curated record. Gene Ontology annotation, biological process: osteoclast differentiation. The transcript has 6 exons. Gene Ontology annotation, cellular component: cytosol. NCBI's taxonomy places the organism in Eukaryota, Metazoa, Chordata, Mammalia, Artiodactyla, Suidae. Bases 93 to 1100 code for a protein of 335 amino acids.